AUGUCGUCAAAUAGUAUACUGAUCACUUUCAGCUUCUUCAAUUUAUCACCCGUGGUUAUUUCCAGUGAUAAUUUUGCUUCAGUUUUAUACAGUUCUUUAUUCAAAGGUAACUACACACCAGAUAUUCACCCUUACUGCAGUAAAAAAGCUGUUAAUGUCACAAUUGACGUAGGGCUCCGUGAAAUUGUGGAUUUAUCAGAAAAACAUGAGACCAUUAAACUGAAGAUUUGGGUCAGACUUCAAUGGAAAGACUGUAACUUCGUGUGGAAUGUCUCUGAAUUUGGUGGAAUUUCACAGAUAGGAGUCCCAUAUGAAAAACUCUGGAUCCCAGAUGUGACUUUAUUUGAAGGUAUUAAUGAUGUUGCGAACAUGCCAGACAUGAAGCAAUACAGAGCGUUGAUUACAAACAUAGGACAAAUUCAAUAUCAGUUUCCUACGGCUAUUCAAAUGACAUGUGGAAUGAAUAUUUCUAUGUUUCCAUACGAUUAUCAAAUGUGUACUUUGACAUUUGGUUCAUGGAUACACUCAAACAGCGAAAUAGAAAUGUUCAGUAAAUCCGAUACUGGAGAUCUCACUUCCUUUGUCAAUCACCAGGAGUGGGUAGUCGUUAGUCUAAAAGCAACUAAGAUGACAGAGUUAUACACAUGCUGUGAGGAACCUUUCUCUAGCAUUUCCUAUAAAUUGGUGAUAAAACGCAAGGCCACCUUCUACAUAAUCACAAUGAUUUUACCUUUCUUUGCGCUCACUGUAUUAUCCAUUGCUGGAUUCGUUUUGCCAUCCAUCUCUGGAGAAAAGAUGUCAUUCCACAUGAACAUCCUUUUGGCAAUGACAGUCUAUUUGCUCCUGAUUCAGGAUUCACUACCAUCAUCAUCUGAAUUCUUUCCAAAAAUCGGAAUAUACUUUAUCAAUACCCUCCUAAUAAUUUGCUUGUCCUGUGUGUUGUCAGUAAUCGUUGUGUAUCUUUUCUACCAUGAUCUCAGUGGCAAACAGAUGCCUAAAUGGGUCAAAAGAGUUCUGGUUGUUGGACUGGGUCGACUGAUGUUCAUCACAGAAGACACUGUUAUACGCUUCAGAGCUCAACAAACUUCUGGAAAAGAACCAGCAGAAAAAAACCUCGUGAUUAUGAAAACCCCUAAAGCCAAAAAGAGUAGGAAGAUUGUAAAACCAACAGCUCUAAGUGGCAUACAGAACGCUGUCUAUGAUGGUUGGGAGACCGAGGUAGGGGAAGUACGGCGUCGAGACCCUAACAGCAUCGGCUUCACGGAAAUCGACAACUCCAACAAGAAGAUGAAUGAGUGGGAGUUGCUGGCCUAUAUAUUGGAUAGAUUCUUCACUAUUCUCUAUACUCUUGUCGUAUCUCUUAAUACGGUUGCAUUUCUUAUUGUCUUUGGUCAAAAUGAUGCACCCUCAUAA
Messenger RNA from Saccostrea echinata, 1413 nucleotides. RefSeq names its product neuronal acetylcholine receptor subunit alpha-10-like. Gene Ontology annotation, biological process: nervous system process; chemical synaptic transmission; monoatomic ion transmembrane transport. Lineage: Eukaryota; Metazoa; Mollusca; Bivalvia; Ostreida; Ostreidae. Gene Ontology annotation, cellular component: neuron projection; membrane; synapse. Gene Ontology annotation, molecular function: extracellular ligand-gated monoatomic ion channel activity; transmembrane signaling receptor activity; neurotransmitter receptor activity. The transcript has a single exon. The record is from RefSeq and is a predicted model, not a curated record. The coding region runs from base 1 to 1413 and encodes 470 amino acids.